AUGUCUACAAGUACCAAGAACAUUCCAAAACCUCCUCCUCUUCCUCGUGUAACCUACCAGCGUUUUCAAGCUUCUUCCACAAGGAAACCUUCAGGAUCAUCACGCCUUGUCCCCAAAGAAGCAGUAGAAACUUGGGAUAAGGUUUUACAACAAGCACUUGGAGCAGAUACAGUUAUUCAAACCGAAGGCAACUUUCGUCUAUCAGCCCAUUCAACUUUCCUGAGUGCAGCUUCACCUGUUCUGGCGAACCUUCUUGAUCAGUCCAGAGAUAGUAACGGGAAAACAUACCUAAUCAAUUUGCCUGCAGUGCCUUUUGAAGUAGCCUACAUCUUCCUUAGGUUUCUCUACACCUCCUGGUACGUUCUAAUGUCUUCAAAUGAAAAUUUUCUUGCGUAUAAAGCAUCCCUGAUGAUAAUACACAAACCCUGCAGCCUCGAGGAGGAAGAAAUGAACAAGUGUGCGUUCCCUUUGAUGCUUCUCUCACACUGGUACUCGAUUCCAUCUCUCAAAAGAGUCUGCAUAGAGUUUCUCAGCCGAGAAGGACACAUCAACAGGGAGACUGUGCUUGACAUGCUCCAACUUGCACGUGGCUGCGACGCCACAAGGCUUUCCUUUCUAUGUAUCUCAAUGGUCAUCAAAGACUUCGAAGCUAUCUCUCUAACAGAAGCAUGGAAAGAGAUGAAAGAGUCUGAUCCUCUCCUCGAACAAGAACUUGAAGCUGUAUUUGAAGCACAGACAGAGAGACAGGAAAGAAGGUUAAAGCUCGAGGAGAAGAAAACGUAUUUGGAGGUUUAUGAAGCCUUGGAGGCUCUUGUGCACAUAUAUAGAGAAGGUUGCGUGACGAUUGGGCCUCGUGAUAAACCGCUUAAAGAAGGAAGGGGAACCGUGUGUGAGUUCAGGUUUUGUAAAGGAGUUGAAAGUGCACUUCGACAUUUCUUGGGCUGCAAGUCUAGGGCUUCUUGUUCUCGUUGCAAAAGGAUGUGGCAGCUUUUUCAGCUUCACGCUUGUGUCUGUGAUGAUUCUGAUUCUUGUGACGUCCCUCUCUGCCGGAGCUUGAUGGAGAAAAGGGAGAUUAGGAAGAAGUAUGAGUAUAAACUGAGAUUGCUUGCGGAAAAAGUUGUUACAGCGAAGAACAGUCUUGGGCCAUUCUCUGCACGUCUUUUUGCUUUGUUUACGUAUAUUUUUGACACUAAAUCAGAUAUGACAGAAUCUGGAUACCACGAAACUUUUGGAUACCGUAGAGAGAUCAACAUCGCACUUCCUGUGCUCUCAGAUGAUAACAGUUACAACUUUUUUAAGUCUGGUGAUGAGCACAGCGAUGACUCCAAUAAACAGAACAAACCCAAUCGCAAUGACUUUAGAAAACAGUAA
Eruca vesicaria subsp. sativa (arugula) is the source of this 1371-nucleotide messenger RNA. Lineage: Eukaryota; Viridiplantae; Streptophyta; Magnoliopsida; Brassicales; Brassicaceae. The record is from the annotation of a GenBank genome assembly.